Messenger RNA from Phaeodactylum tricornutum CCAP 1055/1, 1177 nucleotides. RefSeq lists its product with no specific name. NCBI's taxonomy places the organism in Eukaryota, Bacillariophyta, Bacillariophyceae, Surirellales, Neidiaceae. The transcript has a single exon. Bases 126 to 908 code for a protein of 260 amino acids. The record is from RefSeq and is a predicted model, not a curated record.
AACUGUUAGUGAUUGACGGAGAGAAGCAAGUCCUACCAAGCGUUUGCGUCCAACAUCGACAGCGACUCCCUCUCUUACUCUUAUCGUAAAGUGUAAAAAGUACGCAAUCGUCUCUGACUGUCACCAUGGAUAUGUCCGACACUCCGUAUACCAACGCGGAAGGCUCGGCUCCCUUGAAUCCCACCGAGGAAACGCUCAUGGUACACGUCACGGCCCCGGCUUCUCUCCAGGCCGGCUACACCUUUGAAGCCGAAAUUAAUGGCGACCCGGACAAAGUUUUCACCUGCCAAGUCCCCCAAGGUGGUGUAACGGAAGGCCAAGUCUUCUUGACCCCGUUGCCCCUCACCUACGAUGGUCUGCGCCUCCGGGCACCGGUAGGGCAAUGGAAGGACGGACUCUGCGACUGCUGCGCCCUCGGUGUGUGCCACCCCACACUCUGGUGUGCCCUCUGUUGUACGCAAAUUGCCAUGGGGCAGAUUAUGAGUCGGAUGCAGUUGACUUGGUUGGGCGAAUACGGACCCAUUGCGUCUACGGCGAACACGUUCCGCGUCGUUGUCCUCCUCGUUGCUUCCUACUACGCGUACUCGACCUGUUUGCUGAUGGCCGAGUUGCCCUACGCGACACAGGGGGUACCCACGCCAACUUCCAUUGCCGUUCUCAAGUUUGUGGGAAGUUUCGUAGUAUCUGUUUGGGCCGUUUACAGUCUGUGCCGGGUCCGCGAAAACGUCCGGGCCCGGUAUCAAAUUCCCGAAACACGCUGCGCCGGUUGCGAAGAUUUGUGCUGUAGUCUGUGGUGUAGUUGUUGCGUCACGUCACAGAUGCUCCGGCACACGGGGGAGCACGAAACCUACCCCGCGGUGUGUUGCACCCGCACCGGACAUCCGCCCGGAACUCCAAUUGUGGUGUAGCUUGCCAACUCCCGAAAAACUUACAAUGGGAAAGUGUCGUCCAUACAGGAACGUUGAGAUCAACUUGCUUUGAGCGCGCAGCGAAGCAUUAUCAAUUCAUCGCUAACUUGGAAUCUGGCUCCGAAGAGUACGACAGCGGCGUUGCUUGUCCUAUGAUGAAAACAGCAUUUGUACGACUUUGAGUUUUCACAAACCAUUCUCGUUUCAGCAACCACGUCUUUCUGUUUCGACCUAGAUUAAUUCUUUUUGUUUCAUUACAUAGCAUUGCC